Messenger RNA from Ramularia collo-cygni, 1863 nucleotides. RefSeq names its product related to bud emergence mediator BEM1. Lineage: Eukaryota; Fungi; Ascomycota; Dothideomycetes; Mycosphaerellales; Mycosphaerellaceae. The record is from RefSeq and is a predicted model, not a curated record. Gene Ontology annotation, cellular component: mating projection tip. Gene Ontology annotation, molecular function: protein binding; phosphatidylinositol binding. The transcript has 3 exons. Bases 1 to 1863 code for a protein of 620 amino acids. Gene Ontology annotation, biological process: conjugation with cellular fusion.
AUGCGAGAGUCCUCGAUGAUUAAAAAGUUCCGGCGCUCCACCAAAAGCGACAAACACGAGUCGAGCAAAUCGAGCCAGAUCUCAUCAAUACCUCCCAAAGAUGCAAUCGCCAUUGAGCCACCGAAAAAGGUGAUCAAGGCUCUCUACGACUACAAUGCGCCCGCCGACUCGACCAUGUACCUGUCCUUCUCCGCUGGCGACUUUCUGCACGUUUUGAGCCGCGAAAACGACCCGGACUGGUACGAAGCCUGUAAUCCCUUGCGCAACGAGCGCGGCUUGGUGCCCGUCAAGUACUUUGACACUGUGGGCAAGACGGUGCGCGACUCUGGCGAUUCGACUCAAUCGGUCCCCAGCACGACGCACGACAGUGGCUACGCCGAGGGCGCUACUCCCCCCGCCAACGGUCAGGCCGCGCCGAGGAUGAGCACAAGUACAGGACCAAGUAUGCAGGGACAUCGCCCGUCCAGGUCCCUUAGCAAGGUGCCUGGUGGCGUGUACGGCGUGGUCUCUUAUGACUUCCACGCCGAAAGGCCAGAUGAACUGGACGCAAAGGAGGGUGAGGCAAUCAUUGUGAUUGCACAGUCUAACCCGGAAUGGUUUGUUGCGAAGCCCAUCACCCGACUCGGAGGACCGGGAUUGAUUCCAGUGUCGUUUAUUGAAAUCAGAGACAUGACGACCGGACGAGCGGUGGAAGAUCCUGUGGCUGCGGUCGCCAAGGCCGGAAUCCCUAGAGUGGAAGAGUGGAAGAAGAUGGCGGCCGAAUAUAAGAACACAAGCAUCCCCCUGGGCACUGUUUCGACCAGCGGGACGCUCGAGCAGAACAUGGGCCGGCUGAGCAUGAGCAAUGGCCAGCAUGGAUACGCACCUACACAGCAGCGACAAACCAGUGGGUCUUACCAGACACAGCAGCAGCAGAAUUUGUUUGCUCCUGUGCGAGCGUCUGUGCCGCGAUUCAUCUUUGCGGAUGACAAGUUCCACUUUGUCGUGGAAUGCAGGCUCUCGAACGGCACUCACUGGGAUCUAUCACGGAUCUACGAAGACUUUUACGAAUUGCAGAUUAACUUGAUCAACGCAUUCCCGGACGAGGCUGGCCAGGUGGCCGGCAAACCGCGGAUACUACCAUAUAUGCCAGGUCCGGUCAAAUUUGUCACUGAUAGCAUCAGCGAGGGCAGAAGAGCCAACCUGGAUGAAUAUCUACGUGAUCUGCUGAAUUUGCAGCAGCACAUCACUUGCUCCUCACUCGUACGCAACUUCUUUGCACCGCGCGAUGGAGAUUAUGAAGUGGAGGAUGCGGAUCUCGCAGAUCACGCACGGCCGGCUGAAGCUACUCAACCUAGGCAUUCCCAGGCCUCCCAAGGCUCUUAUCAGAGCCAGCAAUACCAGCAGCCUGGUCAGCAACGUCAGCCUUCCAACCCGGGCCACCAAUACAGUCAAUCACAAAGCUUGAAUGGCCAAUAUGGCCAUCAACGAGCACAACACUCUCAAGCCAGCGCGAGCUUCCCGUCUCAUUCUCCUCCUGAAGUUGGUGGUAUGCCUGGGCCAACCAGACAGAUGACUGGAACACCCAUGGGAUCAAGUGGCAAUGCACCUGUUAAAGUCAAAGCGUGGUUCGAUCGAGACACUUGUGUUGUCAUUCGAAUGGCACCGCGAGGACAAUUUACUUAUGAAGAGCUUCAUCGAAAGAUCGUGGAGCGCCGAAAGCUGGAGUACAAAGGCCAGGACCAAAACGACGAGGAUCUCGAUAUAGAAUAUCGAGACGAGAAAGACGGAGAGUACUAUCGACUUGAAGGCGAUGAGGAUCUUGAUAUCGCUGUUGAGAGGAACGAAAAACUGACGCUUGCUGUAAGGGCAGCGGGGUCCUGA